This is a messenger RNA of Prunus armeniaca (apricot), 237 nucleotides long. The record is from the annotation of a GenBank genome assembly. NCBI's taxonomy places the organism in Eukaryota, Viridiplantae, Streptophyta, Magnoliopsida, Rosales, Rosaceae.
AUGCAAAGUGGAUGUUAUGACAGGCUUGCUAGAUGCAUGUUGUUGGAUAGGUGCACCCUGUAUUUGACUACCACCGAGCAACGACACGGGAGAUGUACUGAUAAAUAUCAAGCUCGGGGAUCAUUGGCCUUGCCACAGUUAGUCAGUAUAUGGUCUUGCAUCUCUUGGAAAUGUGGUUUAUCAGUAGGAGAUGGGUUCACCCCGGCCCUUGCAUCUCCUAAUAAGGCAAAAGCAUGA